AUUUUCGUCAAAAACAACUUUAUAUCGAAAGCUGCUUUUGAGGUGACGGCUUGCACAUGCGCAGUUCGGCGCGAGAUGACCGUUGGACGUGUCUGCUCAUGAGUUUAGCUAUCCAACGUCGCCAUGACAUCGACUCAAAGCUAUAUCGGAUAUUUCUAUUAGAGAAGCAGUUUCUGCUUGUCUUCAUACUGUACUGUCUUAGAUUUUUACUGCGUUUUCAUUGGACAGAGCGGGGGGACACGAUGACAGCUGGGGCUGGUUGGCGGUAAACGGCGAGAAUGUUGGUCCCUGCGGGAUGAUGAUGAAAAAGAGACUGUGGCGAGUUGUGACAGUGUGCCUACUUGUGUUUUUACCGUGUUGGCACCCAAUUAAAUAUGUUGGCUGUGCAGAGCAGCCCCCAGAGGCUCAGAGCAUGCCUGCACCUGCUCAGGACAGCAGCAGAGAGGAAGACCCAGGCGACAAGUCCCAUCACAGGGGUGUUGUUCAGGUAGAGGAGGGCUGGGGGUCCCAGUAUGCCCAGUACCUAUCUGAAGAGGAGGUGCUGCCAGAGGGAGAGGAGGUGGAGACACAGCAGCAGGGCCUAGCAGGGGAGGAGGCGGAGACUCCAGGCACAGAGGUGGAGGACAAGGAGCAUGUCAAGUGCGGUGAUGAUGUUUCCCAGACGUUGGACCUGGAGGAUUCUGUAGCAGAGAAGGAGCAAGAGACAGCAUGGCCAGAGGCCCGGCUAGAGGCUGAGCAGCCACCUCCAGAGGCCGUUGUCACCCAAGAGCAGAAGCCAACCCCCGCCUCUGACCUCUCCCCUCCACCAUCUGCCCCUGCCCUCAACCCCAUCCCCGAAGACCCCUCCAGCACCCCUAGCUCAUCCUCUAGUGUACCAGAGGAAAUUGUGUCUGAUGUCCCUUUGUCAGAAUCCAGCGAUGCUGAUCUGGCCAUAGCCGACUGUGAAGCUGGAGAAACCAACCCCUUUGACGACACCUUCACCAGUCUUCCUGUUGUCCUGGAGAACACAUCCAAUGCCCUGGGAAAGGGCACCAAGACUGACAUAGACCCCCCUCUGGUCAAGGACUUGAGCUCACACAUCAUCACAGAGACAGAUCCCAGCGUGGCAACCAAGGAUCCGGAGGACAUCCCCACCUUUGACGAGUGGAAGAAGAAAAUGAUGGAGGUGGAGACCGAGAAGACUCAGGCCACUCAUACCUCCAGCAACGGCGGCUCCCACGCUGUAAAGAAGGUGCAGAAGAACUUCAACAACUAUGCAUCGGUGGAGUGUGGGGCAAAGAUCCUGGGUUCUAACCCAGAGGCUAAGAGCACUUCGGCCAUAUUAAUGGAGAGCAUGGAUCAUUACAUGUUAAAUCCCUGCAGCAACAAGAUCUGGUUCAUCAUUGAGCUGUGUGAUCCCAUCCAGGUGAAGCAGUUGGACAUCGCUAACUUUGAGCUCUUCUCUUCCACACCCAAAGACUUCCUGGUCUCCAUCAGUGACAGGUACCCAACCAACAAGUGGGUGAAGCGGGGAACUUUUCAUGCUCGGGACGAGCGCACUGUUCAGAGUUUCCCUCUGGAUGAGCAUCUGUAUACCAAAUAUGUCAAGAUGUUCACCAAGUACAUAAAGGUGGAGCUGGUCUCUCACCAUGGAUCUGAACACUUCUGCCCUCUCAGCCUCGUAAGGGUGUUUGGAACGAGUAUGGUGGAGGAGUACGAGGAGAUCGCUGACCCCCUGGACAGACCGGAAGACCAGGAUGGCGACCAGGAUGACCACCUCGAUUAUCCUCCUGGAUAUGUUCCUGUAGAGGACGAAGCUUCAAAUGACCUCAUAGGAUCAGCCAAGGAUGUCAUUCUGAAUAUGGUGAACAACAUUAAAGUCAACGUGCUGGGAGGAGGACCAGGGGAAGGGAACUUCUCAGGCCAGGCAGUGAACCUGACUGCCAGUAAAUCAUCUGACCCAGACACCACCUCCACCGUCAGCCCUGUGCCUGACACUGUAGGCGUGGAACAGUCUGAGGUGCAAGAACACCCUGUCACUACCACAGAGGAUCCCACACCAGAACCCCCUACUCCAGAACCCCCUGUCACAGAGGAACCCAAACUAGAGAAUCUAACUGGGGAGGAGCCGGUUGUGACUCCUAUAGAGGAGGAGGAGGUCCAGUCUAUAGUUACCAUGCUGGAGGAGGAAGAAGAAGAGGAAGGGAGGGACAGAGAGGUGCACCAUUGCCCUGGCCUCCGACAGCUAGAAAGCCUUGACUACUGUGGCCUGUCUUCCUCCUAUUCUUGCUCCUGCUCAGCCUCCUUCCAGGAGUACCUCCUCCACCAGUGUUCUGUUCAAAGGACCUGCACCAGCCAGGAGAGGGAGCCAGAGGCACCCCCAGUCUCAGGAACCAGCAUCACCCUGUCACAGCAGCUCACCAUCUCCCCCACGACCACUCAGACCCCACAGCAGCCCCACACUCGGGGAGAACAGCCUCAGGAGAGAGAAGCCAGCCCUGCCCUCGGGGAGAGGGGAGCAAGUCCCACUCAAGCCCCACCACACCUUCUAUGGGUUGAGACGGAGGCAGUGGGAGAGAGAGAGCCCAGCACUGAGCUGCCCCACCUGGAGCCCAGCCAGACCUCCACCCUGCCCAGACCCAGUUCCACCGACACCGACAGCUCUGCUACUAGGCCCACCCCUGCUGUUGAGCCUCCACACCAGGCCUCCUCGAAAGACCUGCCCGGGCAGAAGCAGCCCGCCACUGGGGCAGAGAAGAACCGGGAGGUGCAGCAGGAGGAGAACAGGCAGCCUUUUCCCACUGUCACCACCUCCAGCCCCAGUGGUCCACUAGAGCAGAGUUGGAGAGCCCCUGUAGAGAGGCCCUGUCUGGACGUCCAGCCUGCCAAACAAGACAUCCCAGUCAUCCACCCCCCACAUGUGGCCGAUCCCCAUCCCCUCCCCACUGUCUCCACACCCACAGAGCAGCAGCAGCCUCCCGCCCCCACAGCUGAACCAGAGAGUGCUGCUGGCAGUGGCAACACUACUCCUGGGGAGUCCCGCUCUGUCCCCGUCGUGGUUAUGACAGAACCCCCCUCGCAUGGCCAGGCUGUCGCAACAGAAACCAAGGGGGAAGCAGAGCUUGUGGAGGACAUCCUCUUCACCUCGUCGCCCAAUGGCAACGGGCAGCAGCUGCUUCACCCACCCUCCCCCUCUCCUUCCCCCUCAGACUUCUACACAGAGCUCCACAAACCCACGGAACAGGCGAACGGGAACCCGAUGCACGCCUCUGCCAGCCAGAAGGAGUCUGUGUUCAUGAGGCUCAACAACCGCAUCAAGGCCCUGGAGAUGAACAUGUCGCUGAGCGGACGUUACCUAGAGCAGCUCAGUCAGAGGUACCGAAGGCAGAUGGAAGAGAUGCAGAGGGCUUUCAACAAAACCAUCAUCAAACUGCAGAACACAUCCAGGAUAGCAGAGGAGCAGGACCAGAGACAGACGGAGUCCAUCCAGUCGUUGCAGGGCCAGCUGGAGGACGUCACACAGCUGGUUCUCAACCUGUCUGUCGGAGUCAGUCAGCUGCAGAGCCAGGUGUCUGAAAGGCAGAGUUACCUCCUGCUGUGCCUGGUGUUGUGUUUGUUCCUGGGGUUGCUGCUGUGUGUCCAGCACAGUCGCAUGUCUGCCGGUGAUCCUCCCUCCACAGACCCGGAGCGUCCUAUAUCCAAGAGCUAUAGCUACUGCUGCCCAGAGAGGCGUUUCUGGGAAUAUGAAGACAUGAGCUUGAAGAGAGGAAUGUCGUAUCCUCUCCUGCACUCGGGCUCCUUCCAGUUACCCACCACUGAAGGUCCAGAGUUACCACGCACUAUUGAACCACUGAGUUUUCUACCAGCUAAUAAAAAGAAGAAACGGAGUAAGAUGAAGACCGUGGAGACAUUGAAAUGCACUGCACUCUGCGCUCCUCUGCUUGCUGACGGAGCAUCCGUAUGUAACGGCGGCACCCCUGGUGGCACCACAGACCCUACACCCCGCAUGGGGCGUCUCAGCCACCACGCCUUCAUGGACCCCCCGUCCGGGGGCAGUUCAGAGAGCUCCUCCCAGUCGGACGAGCCCUCCUUAUGCGGCCUUGCCGCCAUCUCCUGCACUCGCCUCUGUGACGGCCUGCCCCCGCCCAGGAGCAGGGCAGAGAAGCGGGCGUUCAAGCGGCAUCGCUCCAAGCCUGGGUGCGUGGUGGUGGAGGAUCUCCUGCAGGCCCCGCAGAGAGAUGCAACACCCAUAACCCCCACCCUGCAGGGCCUCAUGGGUGGGGGGAAGGAGCUGUCUGCAGGGAUGCUGGGAGUGACGGCACUCUGAGGUCCUGUCGGACCUAGACUAAAGUCUCCUGUCUGCUCCUCCUGAAAACAGACUCUGAAACAGUCAGCCCCUGAAAGGAGGGACGUUGUUAUCCCUGUAUACACAGGAAGCUUUCGGCUAGGAAAUCAGACAAUCGCUCUUCGUCCACCUCCCAACCAGUAUGUUAUGUUCUGUCCAUGUUCUCUGUUGAACCUUUGUCGGGCUUUGAUGUUUCUUUCUUGCUUUGACCAAUGGAAAAAAUAUAUUUUCCAUCUGUCCUUCAAAAUGUCAUUUUGUUUUUGUAAAUACUAUCAACCCUACAGCUGCGCUAUGUAACAAUCAAACCUGCAAAUAAUAGCCAAUGUCAAUGAUGGGCUAAAGGAAUAUAUAUAUUUUUUUAGAAAAAUCUAAUUUAUUUGAAGUUUUGAAGAUGCUUUUACUGGGGAGUGGCCGGUCUAGACACAUCGUUCAUAGAAACAGUAGUGUACUGUAUCCAGAUCGAUUCUCAUUCUCUGAAGUUGAAACCUUUACAACUGUUAUGCUUUUACCAGCCCAGCUACCGCUUUUACAGUACACAGGGAUGCAAGACCGCCGACACUGAACAAAAAUAAACGCAACAUGCAACAAUA
Salmo salar (Atlantic salmon) is the source of this 4914-nucleotide messenger RNA. RefSeq names its product SUN domain-containing ossification factor. Gene Ontology annotation, biological process: regulation of bone remodeling; protein folding in endoplasmic reticulum. Gene Ontology annotation, cellular component: membrane; cytoplasm. NCBI's taxonomy places the organism in Eukaryota, Metazoa, Chordata, Actinopteri, Salmoniformes, Salmonidae. The record is from RefSeq and is a predicted model, not a curated record.